This is a messenger RNA of Strigops habroptila (Kakapo), 11303 nucleotides long. RefSeq names its product nebulette (gene NEBL). The record is from RefSeq and is a predicted model, not a curated record. NCBI's taxonomy places the organism in Eukaryota, Metazoa, Chordata, Aves, Psittaciformes, Psittacidae. Bases 4306 to 6693 code for a protein of 795 amino acids. The transcript is spliced from 33 exons. Gene Ontology annotation, cellular component: Z disc; focal adhesion. Gene Ontology annotation, molecular function: actin filament binding. Gene Ontology annotation, biological process: cardiac muscle thin filament assembly.
ACAGGCACCGGCUCCCCGCCCGCCCACUCGCCCAUGCUGCCGAGCCGCAGUCAGCCGGAGCGCUGCUUCCUCCUCAGCCGCCGCCGAUGACCUCCUCGGCCGCAAGCAGCCACUGAGGAUCCCCGGCGUUCCCGCCAGGGCAGGGGAUGGUAGAUCGGCUCCCUGGAGACCCGUCCACCCUAGCCCGCCGCACAGCAGCCUCGGUUGCCGCCGCCACCGCCCGCGGGAGCCGCCGCCCGAGAGGAGCCGCAAAAUGAACCCCCAGUGCGCCCGCUGUGGCAAAGUGGUCUAUCCCACCGAGAAAGUCAACUGCCUGGACAAGUACUGGCAUAAAGGAUGUUUCCACUGUGAAGUUUGCAAAAUGGCUCUGAACAUGAAUAACUACAAAGGAUAUGAAAAGAAACCUUAUUGCAAUGCACAUUACCCAAAGCAAUCCUUCACUACAGUGGCUGAUACACCAGAAAAUCUUCGUCUGAAGCAACAAAGUGAAUUGCAAAGUCAGGUAAAAUACAAAAGGGACUUUGAAGAAAGCAAAGGAAGAGGGUUCAGUAUUGUGACUGAUACGCCUGAGUUACAAAGACUGAAAAGGACUCAGGAACAAAUCAGUAAUGUAUGUGACUGCCACCUGAAGUGAUUGUAGAUGGAGAAAUAGUGUGUCUAAGAAAAGGCGUGUUUGUUGGUGUUUCUGAUGAAGUCUGUGAGAGUGAAGAAUCUGAUUUUGGUGACCGAUUUGUGUAUGUCAGAUUUUGAAGUGUGUGUAACCUUAUGCCAUGGACUUGUACAGCACAUUGGCAAUGUGUGUUCACCUCUCCAGCUUUCACCAAGUAUGCUCAAAGUAUUUUCUAUACUAAAAUGAUUUUACACUUUUUUUUUAAUAGAUUUGCUAGCAAGAAUACUUUUGUAACUUUUUAUUUACAUGUAAACUGUAUAAUUUAUAUAAGCUAUAAAGUUUUAUAUUUUUUCAGCAGGAACCAUCAAAAUUAGCGUAACUGGCAAGAUGGAGAUUUCCAGAAGCAGACAGAAUUUUGAUACUCAGUUUUAAAAGAAAAUACACGUUCUGCAAGAUGAAAAAAGAACGUCAAAUAAGAAAACUUAACCAUGCACUUCAUUAUCUUAAAGCAUGAAUGCAGAAUGCUUUCAAGAGCGGGAUUUUUAAAAUGAGCCUUUUCCUGACUUACGUUUUUACUAGAAAUGUUAUUUAUUUAUAUCAUAUUCCCCUGUAGCAUGUUUAAUUCACUGCAUGAUGGAAUAUUGGCUGAUACGUAGUGCAAGUUAUGAUAUGUGUGAAAUAGGUAGGAACUAGUGUGAGCUAGCAGUGAUACAGAACCAAUACUAAUAGCUUGUCCUGGCUCCCAUCCUGAUUAUUCUUUGGCUGCAAGAAAUUGUCUCCAUAGAUUAUUUUGGGAACAUUUUGUUAUCAUUCCUUGUAGUAAUAAAAUAACAGCAUGGAACUGAAUCCACCCAAUGUAAGUAUGAUCAGAAGAAAAUGAUGGAGUUUAUUUACUUGGAAGAAAAAACUUUUUUCAGGUUGGGGUGUUAUUGUAAAAGAGAAUAAUUGAAAAAUACUUCUUUAUAACAGCAGUGGAGAUGUACCAUUCUUGCUGAAGCAUCAUUAGUUAAGAUUUUGAUGUCCAGACCUGGUCUUUGAGGUGAAAAAUUGGGGCUCAUUUCCUGGUGCCUUGGCCAAUGGGGAGGACAGUUAAUUUAAGAGCUGCGCAAAUGCUCCUGUGUAUAGAUAAGAUGAGAACAAGAGCACUUAUCUUAUGUUAAUGAUGGGGCUAACUGAAAUUUCUGGUUUGUGAGAGAAAGAUGUAUUCUUCAGAGUGGCAAAAAGCAUGGCCAUUAAGACUUCCAUUUGGGAUCUGGGAAACUUCAGUGAGUCCCUGGUUUUAAUCAGCUGUAUUUUUUAUUCAGACCAAGAACUUAAAUUAGGUCCUCUCAUGACCUACAUAGCUUCUUCAAGCAAGAGUGAUUCUUUUGCGUGGGGUAGUUCUGGAACGCAUCAAGGAGAUGAAACGAGCAAUGCUCUGACAAAUACUUAAUCCCCUGCAUGGGUCUGCUUUCUGAGGAGAGCUUGAGAGGAGUACGCUACAGCAGGCCUAUGAUACUCAGUUUUGGAUAUUAGCAUGGCCAAGAAAUUUAAUUAGAUCUCCCAAGCCCAGUACCCUCAACAUCAGAAUAUAGAAUAGUAUGACACAGGUCACUUGCAUACAUUUUCUCUCACUUUUGUUCAAAGCGCAUUGGGUUUUCUUUUGUGGGAAAGGGCGAAAAUAAAAACAAGCAAGUAGGUUUGUGAAAUGGGAAAGAAUUUUCUUCCCCCUCUAUUUUUGAUGGGGACACGGGGAUUUCUCUUCUAGCAGAAGACCUUGUUGCACAAUUUAUGAUACUGUCUGGCUCCUGCACCAAAGAUAUUUACCUGCCCUUUCAGACCCAGAAGUAGAUUUUUAAAUGUGAAAAGUGUUUGUUUUUCGUUUGUUCCUCCCCACCCCCAGUAUUUUUUCUUGGUGGUUGGAUGUACCGCUCCUGUCCCUUCAUUCCUAACCACCCAGUCUUAACAAUAUAGAUUUGUUCCAUCCAGUCUUAACAAUACAGAGUUGUUCCAUUCAGUCUUAACAAUACAGAGUUGUUUUCUUUUCUUGAUGUAUGUAGCUGAUAGAGAUUCCAAGUCAUGGACUCUAUUAGAAAUAAUUGAUCUUGAAGGUUAAAAUGGAAUUUUAAAAUGUGCAUGAUAAAAGAAAUUGCAUUUCAUUUAUGCUUACACAAAAAUAAUAAUUUGAUUUAUAGCAUUAUAUCCUAGAAAGAUUAUUCUACAUAGGCUGCAACUUGAAUCUAAUUAGGAAGUUCCUGUAUUAUACAAGUGCAUUCCACAUAGAGUAGUUUCUAUGUUAUCAGAUAAACAGCGUAUGUCAUGGACUAAGGAUCUAUUUAAGGUUUCAAGACACUGCAAGGUAAGCACUUUUAUAAUUCUAAAAUAAUUUUACUCUUCAUAUAUAGCGAAAUGGAAGAAUACUAAUACAUAUAUUUAAUUUUCAGUUUUGUUUUGAUUUCACCUUGAAGUAUUAGAAACUUCUCGAAGAGCCCUAUUUGAAACAAAAUUGUAACAACUUCAUUGAAGGGUAUCAAGGGUCACAUUUUACCUCCAGUUAAAUUUAUACAACUCCAGGGGAAGCAGCGGAGAACAGGAUUUCCCUCAUAAUUUGAAUCAACUAAACACCUGUUUUCUGGAGAAAGAAAAAAUCAUAAGGAAUUGGAUACUACCUCAGAUAUGAUAUUAAUAUGUCUUCAUGUAGCAACUGAUGGAGGAAACUAACAACUUUUCUUCUGUACUUGUGCACAUCUACAUAUCUGAAAUUAGAAACUGUCCCUAACAGACAUCGAUCCAUGGCUCUGUAUUUAGAAGCUAUUGACACAGUUGUUCAACCUGUUUACUUGCUCAAAUAUAAAAUGGUCUCUUAAAUUGCCAAAACAGAUUGUAGAGAAAAUUGGCGGGAGAAGAUGUUAACAACAAGGCCUGGAGCUCCAUUUGUAGGAUUCACAGCAUACAGCCUGCAGAUACUCGUCUCUAAGGGCUUUUUUCCCUUUACUGAAUUCAAGUGAAGGAGAAGAAGAGCAUGAAAUGGAACAAGAAAAAUUGACAACAUCAUCAAUGUCUACAUUUCACAAAACCAACUGUGGCACAUCAAUGAAAAGACUGGGUGAAAAGUUAAGAAUACAUAUCACAGUGGUCUCCUGAAAGAAAAUUCAUGAUUUCAGGAUUGGUUUCUUUUACGUUUAACUUUUGCUUUAAGAAUAUAACAGAGCUAGGAUUUGCAUUCUCCACAUUUGCUGCUGGAUAUUGGGCUACUGCAUAUUGGAUCAAGCUGAAAUAUCUGAAACAGGAAUAGGGAAUUUCUCCCUUCUGUGCCAUCAAUGCCUUGACAGUCUGCUUGCUACAGAUUUUGGGAAAAGAAACUAGAAAACUAUAUGCAAAAUACUAUAGAAAACAUUACCGUGAAUGCAUUGUCAAACACUCGUAAGCUCAGAUUUAAAUCAAGGCAAAUAAUGCAUAUUCCAACAUCUAACAGCUAACAGCGGAACAUUGUUCCAUUCCAAAUUACUUUUUCCCAUGGAUGGAGAAGGUAUGAAUAGACUUCCAUACCAAAACAAUCACUGUGAAACUAUAUCCAUCGACAUAAGGAUAUCUUUCAGUUUCUUUCAGCUGGAGUUAGUGACUUCAUACUGAAAAAGGAUCUGAGGGAGGAUGAAAAUGAGGAUGGGGAAGAAGAAGAAAAGGUCUUCCCCAAGCCUGUUAUUGAGGACAGAAAUAUGGAACUGGCCCGAAAAUGCAGUGAAAUAAUAAGUGAUAUACACUAUAAAGAAGAGUUUAAAAAAUCUAAAGGCAAGUGCAUAUUUGUACCUGACACCCCGCAGCUAAAACAUGUGAAAAGUCUUGGUGCUUUUAUUUCUGAGGUGAAGUAUAAAGGAGCUGCUAAAAAAGACCUUUCCAACUCUCUUUAUCAGCAGAUGCCAGCCACAAUUGACAGUGUAUUUGCAAAGGAAUUAAUGCAACUUCAGAGCAAGGUUCUCUAUAAACAAAAGCAUGAUGCUGAGAAAGGAACUUCAGAUUAUGCACAUAUGAAGGAGCCUCCAGAUAUUAAGCAUGCUAUGGAAGUCAAUAAAUACCAGAGUGAUGUAUCCUAUAAGAAGGAUGUGCAAGAUACUCAUAGAUACACUGAAGUGCUGAACAGGCCAGACAUAAAGAUGGCAACUGAGAUAACAAAGAUAAUAAGCGAUGCUGAGUACAGGAAAGGAAGGGGAGAGAUGAAUAAGGAGCCUACUGUACUUGGAAGAUCAGAUUUUGAACAUGCUAAAGGAGUUUCAAAACUGUUAAGCCAAGUGAAAUACAAAGAGCAGUUCACUAAGGAAAUGAAGAGCCAUCAGUACAAUCCUCUGGACAGUGCUUCCUUCAAGCAAGCACAGAUUGCAUCCACCUUGGCAAGUGAUGUGAAUUACAAGAAAGAUUUGGAAAGCCUACGUGAUCCAGCUUCUGAUCUGCCAAACCUGCUAUAUUUAAACCAUGCUUUAAAUAUCAGCAAAACGCAUAGCAAUAUCAAGUACAAAGAGAAUUAUGAAAAAUCUAAAGGCAGAUCAAUGCUGGAGUUUGUGGAUACACCGAUGUAUCAAGUUUCAAAGGAAGCUCAAAAGAUGCAAAGUGAGAAAAUGUAUCGCAAAGAUUUUGAAGAAGGGAUCAAAGGAAAACCCUCAAUGGAUUUAGACAAGACCCCAGAGUUCUUGCAUAUAAAACAAGUCACUAACUUUCUGAAAGAGAAAGAGUACAGAAAAGAUUUGGAAGAAGGGAUGAAAGGAAAAGGAAUGACAGUGUUUGAAGAUACACCAGAUUUGAUUAGAGUGAAAAAUGCAGCUCAGAUACUAAAUGAGAAACAAUACAAGAAAGACCUGGAAACAGAAAUUAAAGGGAAGGGCAUGGAUGUUGGUCCAGAUACUCCUGAGAUAAGACGAGCCAAGAAAGCUUCUGAAAUUGCAAGCAUGAAAGAAUACAAGAAAGACUUGGAGAAUGAAAUUAAAGGAAAGGGAAUGGGAGUGGGCACGGAUACCCCUGAUCUACAACGAGCCAAAAAAGCUUCUGAAAUAGUAAGCCAGAAAGAAUAUAAAAAGGAUCUGGAGACUGAAAUUAUAGGAAAAGGAAUGCAAAUUGGCCCAUAUACUCCUGAAAUACAACGGGUCAAAAGGGCUUCAGAAAUAGCAAGCCAGAAAAUGUACAAAGAUGAAGCAGAGAAGAUGCUGUGUAACUAUUCUGCUGUCCCAGACACUCCAGAAAUGGAGAGGAUAAAAAGUACUCAGAAAAACAUCAGUUCAGUGUUUUAUAAGAAGGAAGUAGGAGCUGGCACAGCCGUAAAAGAGACUCCAGAGAUUGAAAGAGUAAAGAAAAAUCAACAGAAUAUUAGUUCGGUUAAAUACAAGGAAGAACUUCGGCAUGCAACAACUAUUUCUGAUCCACCUGAACUGAGGAGAGUUAAAGAAAACCAGAAGAACAUUAGCAAUGUUCAGUACAAAGAACAGCUCUGCAGAGCUACACCUGUGAGUGUCACCCCUGAGAUGGAAAGAGUCAAGAGGAAUCAAGAGAAUGUCAGCAUGGUUCACUACAGAGAGCAGCCUGGCAAAGCUACUGCUGUGAGUGUCACUCCGGAGAUAGAGAGAGUCAAGAAGAAUCAAGACAAUAUCAGCUCGGUAAAAUAUCAUGAAGAUUUUGAGAAGACAAAGGGUAGAGGCUUCACCCCAGUGGUAGAUGAUCCUAUAACAGAGCGUGUGCGGAAAAACACCCAAAUUGUGAGUGAUGCAGCAUAUAAAGGUGUGCAUCCACAUAUUGUUGAAAUGGAUAGAAGACCUGGAAUAAUUGUUGCCCCUGUUCUCCCUGGGGCAUAUCAGCAAAGCCAGACCCAAGGAUAUGGAUACAUGCACCAGACCAGUAUGUCAUCCAUGAGGUCCAUGCAUUCACAGCCUCAUUCAGCAAGCCUCAGAACCUACAGAGCUAUGUAUGACUACAGCGCUCAAGAUGAAGAUGAAGUUUCCUUCAGGGAUGGUGAUUAUAUCAUCAAUGUGCAACCAAUUGAUGAUGGCUGGAUGUAUGGUACUGUUCAGAGAACUGGGAAAACAGGAAUGCUUCCAGCAAAUUAUAUUGAGUUUGUUAACUGAUUUUUGUCUCUAUUCCUUUGAGCUUUAUUAUGAUUUACUCAAAAUCUGACCUUUUAGAAAAAAUCAGAAGAAUCUUUUAAGAAUACAUGUUCAUUACUUUAUCACUGCUGUAACAGUCUGCAUUCUCACUCAGAAUCCAAAUUAGAGCCCUUUAAAGUAAAGAUAAAUAAUCAACAAGAAGCUUAGAGCUUUCAACACAGCAUUGCUUAUAAUAGUGCUGCCUCAAAAUGAAAAACAUGUAUGGAAGCCUGGUGCUGCCAGUCCUAUAAAGAUUUCAGUCAAUUAGCUGUAAAGGGGAAAGAAACUUUUCCCUACACCUGAAAGACAUUAUUCUCUUAAUAAUAACAACCAUAAAAUAGAUUCACUUCUUAUGGCACUCUGAAGUCACAGGAGGUUAACGCACUGAGUUUGAACACAUCUUCAAAUUAUUAGGGAGUUGUUUAAUGUUUGAACAGUUAGCAUCCUAAUAAAAAUAAAAAUGUUGAGUAGAUAACAAUUUGAAAUAAUGACGAGUAAUAUGCUAGUAAAAACAAAAAGCAAAUAAAAAACGCUACUGCCCAACAGCCUUACAGUAAAAUGGUCUAUUUUGACAGCAGAAAUUUUCCACAUUUAUUCCUGGAUUACAUAUUUUCUCUUAUUUCCAACAGUGACCUCUUCUAUCAGCUUUGCUUGCAUCCCAGUCCAUCAGUUAGCUCCAUGCCUGGAUUCAUGGUUCUUCAGUAACUUUUCCACAUAAAAUUCCUUGCAAAGACUAUCUAGAGUAUGAAACCUGUAAACUCUUCUGUUUUGUUCUAAUAAUACUUAGCAUUUAAAUAGAAACUUCCAUUAAGGCAAUGUACAACCAAUACUUCAUGUUAAUUCCUUUACCUUCACCUGUACUGCUGUAAAUAAAUAUCCUGUGUGAGGCCCCAGUGAUGUGCAGUCACACAAAGCCUGCAGUUACAUCCCUCCUCCUUACCACAGGUAACUCGCUUAAUGGCUGCUUUGCUGAUGAGCUAAUGUACCUAUCCCUGCUGCAGAAAUACUUGCACCUCCAUUGAGUCAUGGAGGAGAGCUCUGUUUAGUUGUACUGCAUUUCAGCUCAAUGGCCUGUUGCUUCAGUUUCCUUCAAAAAUCUUGGUGAUCCAACAGUGGGUUGUACACUUGCCAAAUGAUCAAUGAUGGAGAAAUAUUAUGUUUUCUUUUACUGAUUUAAUCUUUCUCAGAACUGACAUCGAAGGGAAAACUAACCAAAAGGAAGUCCAACGUAUUCUUAUGCCGUGGUGCUUCAGUUUAGUUGUCUGUAGGAAACACUAAAAAUAUUUUGCUGACAAACCUUCACAUACGCUAUUUAGUAUCCAUUAACUUAUGAUCUGAACUGAGACAUCCAGGCCUCAGUCUGUGAGGCUGAGGAGAGGAUCAAAUAACUGGUGACAUGAUGGACCUGUAAGAGGGAAUGUGUCAUCAAGUAUGUGUCACAGGAAAGUUGCUUUUGCUUUGGCUGGAUCCUAGGAGGGUGCCACAUUCCCUCCCAGGGAGAAACUCUGCAAGGAAGGAGAAAGGAGUUAAAGAUUCAUGUGGUGUUCAGCCACAUGCUAGGGAAGUUAAUUUUGGAGUAGUUCUCAGAAUGUUGAGCCUGCUCUGAAAUUUUUAAAGUAGAAUUAAAUACAGAGUUCAUAGGCAAUUUUGUAUUUCUGGUUUCACAAAGUAAGCAAGCCUGCAGCAUCUAUUUAAAGGAGAAGGAAGUCGUAUGUAUUUGUUAUGUCAACAGAAAGUUAUCAAUGCAAAUACCUGCUAGUUCUAUUUUUGCAUACUAUUAGGAAUUGGAAAGCUUAUGCAAUUUUUUUUAGGUGUUGCUAACAUGGGGCUGAUCCCAGCUGCCAUAUAGAGUGGAAUGACUGCAUAAAAAAAAAAGUCCAUGACCGUGGAAUCAUCUGUAUGUUCUUGUCAUCUGCCUAAUUUCAAGGCUAAUGCUGACCAGGAGCAUCUAACUUCAAAAAAAUGUGGUUCAAAACCAGGGAUGUGAUAUUGUAAAUAUUCAGUCUGUAUGGGUGUAGUUUAAAAUUCUUGGAAGUUUUGUAUAUAGAGCUGCUGCUGCAACAGACCCUUCUGCAUUACUGGUGACUUCCGUGUCAAACCAGCAAGCUCUUUCAAAAGGCUGCUUCUGUGUUGGUUUUCAUCACUAGCUAUCAACAGCAAGUAGAGGAAUCCAUUUUACAAUGGCUGGCAAAUUUUCUGAUGAUGCCGGAGGCAAAAUUUACCAUCAAUUGCUGCUGUGCUGCUCCAUUAGCUGUGUAAUGCUGACAACAAUAAAAAGAAAUUGGCAGUUUGUUAACCAAAUAUGAAUAAAAAGAGAUAUAGGUAAUAGAUAUAUUGCAUCAAAUGCCAUUUUUAGUGACCUUUUAAAAAGAAAGUCUCCACCUAUAAAGAUAGUAGCAUUCUUCCUAAGUGAGGAGGUGGCUUGCAGUGUUAAACACUGUAUGUAUAGUGAAAAGUAAAUCAGAAAAUGAGCAUUUGAUGUCAUUAGAUGACUAUGUUAUGUUAAACAAUAGAAAUAGAAUUUCCUCCAUUAAUUUUGAACAUUCAUUACCCUGGCAAAGCAGCUGAAGCAAUUUGCGAAAUAAAAAAGGUCAGGAAAACAAAACAGUGUGAACUGUAUUUCUCUUGAGAAUGGUAUGUCAGCAGAAUUAUUAAGAUUGUUUUAAGUUAGUUACUCAUUCGUGUAGUCAGGUUUUUAUCUUGUAUAUGCUUCGUAGUUUGUGUUCAUAUGGAAUGGUUCCUGCUUUUUGUUGUAAACCAAACUUUAGUGUCAUUAUGCAGUUUUGUUCUAAGCAAUGCAAUCAAAACCCCAAAAUUAUCAGAGUGCAAUUAUAAAACUGUUUUUUAAGAUCUAAAAUUUGUAAGGUAGGGAAAGUAAGUCAGCAAGUAAAUUGUGCCAACACUGGUUUUACAAGGCAUAUGUUGGAGCCUGUUACAUGCAGUGGGAUAUAGGGGUAAGCAGAUGUUAUAUUCUGUCUUGUCACCUUUAAAGUGUAUAUUCCUUUUUAACACAGCAUGUUCCAUUCACUGUACUUUCUUCCUGUAGACAAUAUUUUCUUCUGGGGAAAGGGAAAGACUUUUAAGGAGCCGAAUUUCCAAGAUUUUCCAAAGUUCAGGUUGGAAGUUCACACAUUCCCAUUUUAAGCAUUUUAGAAAUAAAGAAGAUAGAGUGUGCUGUAAUUCUGGGUAACAUAAGUGUAAGUAUAGAAAACAACAUAGAGCAUAUUCAUACAUAUGUACCAGAACAAAUGGGUGCCUUGCUUUUCAUUACUCUUUCUCGCCUGGCUAAUCUUCAUUUUCUAAACAAAGCUACUUACAGAUACUGCAGUUGUAAUUUUUCAUUAUGGAACAUUAGCAUUUAAUCUUGAUGAAACAGGGUUUUCUUGAUUACAUUUGACAUACCAUAAACCACUUCAGCAGAUUGGGAUUUGACAGAGAAUCACCUCCCAUGGAUUAUAUUUUUGACAAAUGCGUCCCUACUGAGUGUUCCUCAGGGAUAUGGAAGGUCUCCAAUACUUUGGAAAGGUAAUAAUUCUAGUUUUUAUUGUACAGUGACUGCAUGUCAUCUUGUACAAUGAAAAAGAAACGACAAAUACAGAAAUCUUUAGCAGAAAGUAUACAGGGUAUAAAAUGUUAGAUUUUAAUUAUGUUGAUUAGUACUCCUUUUAAAAUACAGAGUAUGCUUUAGUUAGUAAAUGUUUAAAUAACAUACUGAAACAGACAAAAGAUGCUGUUGAAAGUAGUUCUCCAAACUGAUGUGCUGGCAAAUGCAAAGUACUGGUAAGCUGUAGAAGAAUAAAUCAUUUUGCAAUGCUUUAGUGAUUUUCUCCAGCUUUAUGCCAUAGAAACCCCAUUUCUCCUUUUGAAAGAAAACCUGAAAGCUAUAUUUCCUAAACUGCCUGCACUACAACAGUAUAUUCAAAUGAAUUUCAUAUGCUUCUUGUGUCUGCUAAAUAGAAUUUGCAUAUUGUACUUAAGUUGUAAUCCAGUUGUUGUUGACAUUUGUUCAAUUAUUAUUUUAGGGGGGAAAAUAAGCUAUACUGUAGCAUUUCAAUCAUGUGUAUUUAAUAUUACUAUUAGAAAUUGCUAGACCAUUGGAAGACAGCAAUGACUGUAUUGACAUUGAUUAGCAUGAUGUGGAAACUCAGCUGUUGGUUUUUGCAGUGUGGUAUAAAAAGCAAAAAUGAACCGCUGUGCAGUUUGGCUUAUGUUUGCUUUCAAGUGUGUAAAGUUUUAGUUAUUUUGCAAAAUUGUUCUGUACUUGGGAGUAUACAGUUAUGAAGGUAACAAUUGUUUUUCAAAGGACAGAUAUACUUACUCUUGGAUCAUAUGAUGUAUCAUCUUAAUUUGGCUUUUGUUAUGCAGAAAGUUAACACCAGCUAUUAAAAUAUAUUUUAGUAGAAAUGCUUUAAUUCCUGUUUCUUCCUCUACACUGUGAAUAUUUGAGCCUUGGUGGACUAGAGCAACAUCAUGCUGCCCAAAGUACUAACCUAUGCAAACUAGUUCACAUUUUAGUUGAUGUCACAGUGGAUGUAACAUAACAAUUUAUUUUGCAUAACAUUAAACAUCAUUCAAAUAAAAUAUUAAACUCA